This is a messenger RNA of Drosophila elegans, 998 nucleotides long. RefSeq lists its product as uncharacterized. The record is from RefSeq and is a predicted model, not a curated record. Bases 106 to 933 code for a protein of 275 amino acids. The transcript is spliced from 2 exons. NCBI's taxonomy places the organism in Eukaryota, Metazoa, Arthropoda, Insecta, Diptera, Drosophilidae.
UCGACGACACAAAAAUCACAUUUUGCUUGGAAUACAAGAGGUUUUUUAAAAUUUUCUGAUUUAAAUCGACUUUUUAAGUUGUUUUUAAACGGAAACGCUGCUGCAAUGGCCCGCACUGAGCUUGAGAAAAAGGCAAAACGUCAAGGCAAGAAACGCAAGCACGAGGCGGCUGCAAAUUCUGAAAAUGCGGCAUCCGACGACGAGGUGGCCAACAAAAGUCUAAUUUUGGAGCCACAGGUGGAGCAACAGGCUGCUCCAACAGAUAAACCGCACAAAAGGCGACAAAAAGGAGAAGAAGUCUUGGCUACCAAGAAACGCAGCAAAAAAUCGGCGGCGUAUGAGCAGGUGGCCACCAAUGAAGGCGAAGAAACUCCUUUACAGAAGCCUCUGAAAAGAAAAAACCUUCAGGAAUCAAGAAAACCCAUUAAGGAGAAGCGCAGCAAGCAGGAAAACAAUUCAGAUAACGAGGAAGAAGAUUCCCAGCCCACAGAAGAUCAAUUAAAAGAGGCAGCUCUUCCGGAAAACUCGAAUGCCGUGGUCACCGUGCGCCAAAAGAAAAAACAGAAGCACCAGCAGCGCCUCGAGGCACAAAAGAACCAGAACACCAACAAAGAAGCCAAAAUCAACAAGGAAUACCUCUUGAAAUGGAAGGAAUCGCGUCAGGAGUGGAAGUUCAUUAAACUCCGGCAGAUUUCCAUCCAACAAACCGCUUUCGAUGAGGAGAAACUGGACGCAGAUCUCUGGCCAACUGCUCUGGAGUAUUUGGCCAGUUCCCAGGGAGCAGCGCGCUCAAAGAUCAGCGAAUUGGCCCAGGAGGUUAUCCAGAAACUGGACAAAGAGGGCGAAAAGCUGGAGGAUGAGGCUGAACGACAGAAACUUAUCGAGUCCACGCGGUACCAGCGUGCCCGCGAUCUUCUCCAGAGCUUCGACUAGUUGUUUAUGUUAGUUGUUAAUGUGUUUUUAGAGUUUAAUAAAGAAUCGCCUUUUUAUUUUACGAA